CUGUUAAUCAGUCGCUGCCACUGAUAAUAGAGUUAAUCCGAGCUAAUACUUUCAAGAUGUUGACAAUAAAAUCAGCGACUCUUCUAAGCCUCUCUAUUUUCUGCUGCCUUGAAGCUGUCAGGACAGUCGACCAGUAUGGUUUUUCUGUGGAUGGUAUGACGAGUACCGAGCGCAUUAAUUCUGCACUCCGUUGCAUGAACAUCAAUCCACAGAAUUCGGUAGAUCUGGAGCAGAUUAUGGGGCUCUGGUAUGGCAGCGAAAUAAUCUUGCACAGCCAAGACUACCCCGAUGUUUACAAAUACGAUUCAUGCGUGAUUAUACAUCUGGCCGAUGUGACCGAGCAGGUCCGAAACGGCUUCAUCAACAACAACGGCUAUAACAAUCGUGGCUAUGGGCCCGACUACAACAAUAGGCAACAGAACAAUUACAGACGCACACAAUACGGACAGACGACGACGCCCCAGUAUUUGGAUAACGACGAUUACUUGCGCCAGCUCUCCGACGCCGAUCGGAUGAGAUAUUUGCGAUUGGUCUGGAGCGAACGUGAGAAUAAUCUGGAGUAUACGUUCAACUACACGACCAAUGCACCCGGACAUUGGUCUAAUGUAGGCGAUCAGCGUGGCACGCUCGUCCUUCUCAACUCCUACACCCAGUUUACGGGAACGGUGCAGGUUGUAAAGGCUGUCAGCGAUCAUCUGGUGUUGACAUUCUGCGGCAAUGACGUGAAGACCUCCAUUUAUACGGUUGUAUUGACGCGCAACCGCCUGGGUCUCAGUGCGGACGAGCUGCGCAGCAUUCGGAAUUUACUUUCACGUCGAGGUUUAUAUACGGAGAAUAUCCGAAAAGUCUGCAACGGUGCCGGCCACCUGAAAGGCGCUUUUUUCCUUUCCCUGCUCUCUUUGUUCUCAUUAUAUAUCUGGUGGCGUAAAUAAAUUUUCAUGUUACGUCGCAGACAUCGCAUCAAAUUACAAAACGAUCCAGCCAUAUUUAAUGUUAAUUUAUAUGUAUUUGAACGAAUAUUUAAUUAACUUAAGCAUUUAAGUUUACUUGCAAUAUGAACUCCUAACAAAUUGUA
Messenger RNA from Scaptodrosophila lebanonensis, 1075 nucleotides. RefSeq lists its product as uncharacterized. The transcript is spliced from 4 exons. Bases 57 to 932 code for a protein of 291 amino acids. NCBI's taxonomy places the organism in Eukaryota, Metazoa, Arthropoda, Insecta, Diptera, Drosophilidae. The record is from RefSeq and is a predicted model, not a curated record.